GGCGAGGAAAAAUGUGUUGACGGGAGCUCGGGCAAAGCAAUUCUGCUGUCAGCUGCCCUCUCGCCCCAGUGUUUUACUGCAACUGUCCACCAGAUGGUGCUGACUUCCCUCACCGUCUGAGGUACUCACGAUUAUCCCAAGGACGACGUCCGUGAGCGAGUUUCAGUUUCAAAUCGUUUUCGCCGUUUUCAGCAUGUUUGUGGACACUUCCUCAGGCGCACGGCAUAUGUCUCUCGCAGGGUGUGAGCUGUGAAGGAACACAUGAAAAAUGGUCCAGCAAGGAACUCGAUCAUCCUCUCUCCAGGACUGCCAUCGGCCGGUUCCACCGCCAUUCCUCACGAAGACCUAUCAGCUGGUCGACGACUCUUCUACUGAUGAAGUCGUCAGCUGGGGCUCGGAGCUGGUCACUUUUGUUGUGUGGAAGCCGAUGGAAUUUGCACGAGACCUGCUCCCUAACUAUUUCAAGCACAACAACUUCUCAAGCUUCGUUCGCCAGUUGAACACUUAUGGCUUUCGGAAGGUUGCACCAACGAGAUGGGAGUUCGGAAACGAUUAUUUUAAGAAGGGCGAGUUUCGGCUGCUUUGUGAGAUUCAGCGCCGGAAGGCGUUUGUACCAACUAUCAGCAGCCAUAUACCGCAACCUGGUCCGUCGAAAGCGCCUGAGCCUAUGAAGGACGUCUGUGCCGCUGAUGAAAUCGAGCGUCUUCAGUCUGAAAACGCACUUCUCUCGAGCGAGCUCAAGCGCAUGCAGCGCCUCUACUAUGAUGCGAUAUCGCUUCUGCAGCAGGCAAGCCAACCACUGGCGCAUUCGGCGCACGGUUCUACGAGUCUCUGGUACCCCCGCCCUCCUGUCCCCGUCUUCGAUGCUCAAGGUGGCAGUAGCAGCCAUCCAGGGCCAGGCAACUCACCCCCCCAUCCCUAUGCACCCUCAAGUUCCAGCUUUAUCUCCCUGGCCCCCAUGAUCAGCACCUCUUCUGUUGAAGUGAAAUCUGGGAGUCCUUCUGAAAGUGAUGCCAAGGCUGUGCGCGAGCAGGUUCUAGAGGCAGCACUGGCAGACAUGCGACAUCGAGUUGCUACUUUCUCGAAAACUUCAGGAUUUCGUCCUGUUGUGCCGGUAGCAGUUGUUUCAAGUGAUCCUCGCACUUCAUCCCCAGCAUCGUCCGUCAUUGAUGAAGCCCUCAGCUUACAUGUACAGGAUUCCCGGGCUGCUGGAGACUGCGAGUCAACAGAUUCAGAGACCCCAAGCACUGAAGAUGCGUCAAUUGUUGGCAGGAAGCGUGCUUCUCCUGACUGUUCAGCAUCUAUUGCUGAUGAAGCAGGUGUACAUAUUUGGGGAAAGAAGCAGGACCUCUAGCCCAUUCCUGUACAGGGGCAUUCACAGAGCAAAUAGCUCAUUCAUCUACUGUCGUGGCGGUACAAGGUGUGAAACUAGAACGAAUGAAUAGAAGAAGGGAGAACAGGGGAGAUCUGGCAUUUGGGUUGAACUCACUAAGAACACACCCUAUCUUGCCUAUUAUCUCUACAUAACAAUAUAUGUAUAAGAUGACA
Molecule: messenger RNA, 1548 nt
Organism: Closterium sp. NIES-67
Lineage: Eukaryota; Viridiplantae; Streptophyta; Zygnematophyceae; Desmidiales; Closteriaceae
Source: the annotation of a GenBank genome assembly